This is a messenger RNA of Macrosteles quadrilineatus (aster leafhopper), 3837 nucleotides long. RefSeq lists its product as uncharacterized. The record is from RefSeq and is a predicted model, not a curated record. Lineage: Eukaryota; Metazoa; Arthropoda; Insecta; Hemiptera; Cicadellidae. The transcript has a single exon. Gene Ontology annotation, biological process: DNA integration. The coding region runs from base 1 to 3837 and encodes 1278 amino acids. Gene Ontology annotation, molecular function: nucleic acid binding.
AUGUCUAGAAAGAAGCAGAAGAGUGAUAGGGAAGUUGAUGAAGAGUCUCACAGUGAGUUGGAGAGGAAAAUGGAGAAGUUUGUCUUUGAGAAAUACAAAUGUGAAGAAACAGCAGAAGAGUAUAUUGAACAUUUUCAACGUGUUUGUCGGGUGAAAGGGUUGGGGGGUUCAGAUGAGCGUAGUAAGGAGGCGAGAAAAGACUUACUACUGGCUUAUGUGGGAAGCGAACCACUCCAGAAGAUGCAAAAUUAUUUCAUCCCGAAAAACCUUGAUUCUUGUUCAUAUGAAGAAAUUAAGACUGCAUUUUUCACACUGUAUGGUCCAAACCAAACGAUUUUCGCUGCCCGUUUUGAGUUUGAAAGAGCUGUUAGGAAUGAAAGCGAGUCCUUCACAGAAUAUUUCACCCGGUUAAAGAAAUUAAGCAAACACUGUCGGUAUGGCCAAGGCUUGGAUGAACGGAUCCGGGAUCGUUUCAUCGCAGGGGUGUUCAAUGAACAAUUUGAAGUGGAAGUAAGGCAUCGUUGGCCGGAUGGUGUAGAGACCGGUGGCAGUGUUGUCGCGGCAGAGAGAGUGUUCCAGCUGGCCAGGUCGAUGGAGCGUGCCAGAAACGAGGUGAAUGCCAGUACUACAUCGAACGUAUGUUUUGUCAAGAAGCGGCAAACAACUGGUCAAGUGAAUGGAUGUGAGAACUGUGGCAGAUAUAAAUGUGUGAAGGAGAAAUGUCCAGCAAAAGGCCAGGAGUGUCUCAAAUGCCGGAAGAUAGGACAUUUUGCUAGGGUGUGCAAAAGGAAGUUUGUCAGUAAAAUUGACACGAAGUAUUCCGAUGGUGAGCACAGUUCAGAUGGGGUGGAAUCUGAUCUUCAUGCUCUUAAGAAGAUUUCAAACAGAACUCCACGUGCCUCAAUAAGAGUGAAUGUUAAUGGACUGCCCUGCCUUAUGGAAUUCGAUUCUGGUGCUAGAAUUUCUACAAUUGGGCAGACAUUAUGGAAGAAACUCGGUAAGCCCCAGGUUAAACCUCUCUCCGGGUUGACAGGCUAUGGUCAAACACCGUUAGCAUGUUUAGGCAAAUGCUAUGUGUCAGUGUGUUUGAAUGGGGAAACAAGGAAAUUACCAGUGGCAGUAAUGGAAAAAGAUGACAUUCCAUUGUUUGGACUUCCGUGGAUGGUAUCAUUUGGAAUGAAACUUCCACCUGAAGUUAGUGUAAAAUCAAACAAUGUAACAAAUGAUGUUGUGAAUAUUACGGAAGAGGAAGCCCAAUCAUUGGUGAAGGAAUUUGAUAGUGUUUUCUCUGAUGGAUUGGGUAAAAUUGAAGGAGUAAAGCCUAGAAUACAUGUAAAGAAGGAUUUUCCACCAAUUGCACUGAAAGCCAGAAGAGUACCAUUUCCUUUGAAAAAUUCCGUAGAGAAUGAGCUGAACCGACUAGUUGAGUGCGGAGUCUUAGAGAAGGUUGAUCCAAGUGAAACAGCAAUAGUCUGGUCAACGCCUACUGUAAAUGUCAACAAAGGAGGAGGUAGGGUUAGGAUUUGUGGAGACUUCAGGGUUACCGUGAACAAGGCGAUUGUGCCUGAAGUUUAUCAGAUGCCUACUUUUGCUGAUUUGACAAACAAAAUUGCUGGAGGUCGAUUAUUUACUGUAAUUGAUUUGAAAGAUGCAUACUUACAGUUAGAGGUUGCAGAGGAAGAUCGAAACUACUUAAUAAUAGCUACUCAUAUGGGGUAUUUCCGCUACAAACGCCUUGCAUUUGGCUUAACUGAUGCUCCAGCCAAAUUUCAGCGUUUCAUGGAAAAUCUCCUCAGUGAUAUCCCUUUGGUUGGGGUAAACAUAGACGAUAUCAUAGUCAGUGGAAGAACCAAAGAAGAGCACCUGGGCAAUGUCAGAACAGUGUUGAAACGUCUCGAAGCUGUGGGGAUAAAGGCGAAGAAAGAAAAAUGUCAGUUAGGUCGAAACAGUGUCUACUAUUUGGGGCAUAAAAUUGAUCAAGAUGGAAUACAUCCUAGGGAAGAUAAAGUAAAGGCAUUAAAGGAAGCCAAGACUCCAACAAACAAGAAAGAGCUUCGAGCGUUUUUGGGAGCCAUAAACUAUUAUGAGAAGUUCAUUCCUCAUCUUCAUGGUCUUUGUUCAAGAUUACACCGAUUAACAAGUUCUAAGACUUCUUGGGUGUGGAAUCACCAAGAACAAGAGGAGUUUGACAGAGCACGCAAUCUGAUUGCAGAAGAUGCAACGGUUGUUCCUUACCGAGAAGAUUUGCCCAUAACAGUAUCCUGUGAUGCCUCGGAGGUUGGUGUAGCAGCAAUUAUUCUACAAACUGAUCACGAUUGUGUAGAAAGACCAGUUGCAUUUGCUUCGCGUACUUUGCAGGAAUCAGAAAAGCGAUAUUCAUCAAUUGACAGGGAAGCACUUGCUUGCGUGUUUGGAGUGGUCAAAUUCCACCAGUAUCUUUAUGGCAGACAUUUUACCUUAACUAGUGACCACAAGCCUUUAGAGAGAAUAUUUGGUAAACAUCGGGAUUUGACCAAGACGAUGAAUAACAGGUUGGUUCGAUGGGCUAUUUUCUUAAACAACUACGACUUUGAUAUAAAGUAUAUAGAAGGUAGGAACAACGUGUUGGCGGAUGCACUCUCUAGACUGCCCAGCGAGAGUGACCUCCCAUCAAGAGAAGAGUUGUCUGCAAAACUACUGGUUCAGGAAAAGAUAGACGAUAUGGCUCUGACAUCAAAGGAACUGCAAGAAGAAACUAGAAAAGAUGAGACUUGCAAGCGGGUUAUGAUGUUUAUGGAAUCACAAUGGCCACAAAAGUUGCCUAAUGAUCUUUCAUAUUUGUCUCCAUUUUUUCACAGACGGGAAGAACUCUCUUCUGUGAAAGGAAUUCUGAUGUGGGGAAAUAGAAUAGUGGUUCCACAGACCCUUCAAAAGAAAACACUACGUGUUUUACAUCAAGGAAAUCCUGGAAUUGAAGCUAUGCGGAGUUUGUCACGGUUCUAUGUGUGGUGGAGCAAGAUUGACGAAGACAUAGAAAUGUAUGUGAAGACUUUUAAUGGGUGUCAGAUGAACCGUCCAAGGGAGCCGGAGGUACCUCUGUACUCGUGGAAUGUACCAGAUGGUCCAUGGGAACGGUUACACUUGGAUUAUGCUGGACCAUUUGAUGGGUGGUAUUGGUUAGUUGGUGUAGAUGCAUUUUCUAAAUGGCCAGAGAUAUCAAUGGUUAGAUCUAUUACGGCUGCCAGUACAGUGAACAAGUUACGGGAAUGGUUUUCUCGCUAUGGAGUUCCUAGAAUGAUAGUCACUGACAAUGGGACACAGUUUACGUCAGAGCUAUUUGAGAAGUUUUGCAAGGAUAACGCGAUAAAACAUGUCUGCAGGACACCAUAUCAUCCGAAGACGAAUGGCCAAGUUGAACGGUUCAUCAAAACAUUCAAGUCAAGAUAUUUGUCCAGCAAAGGUGACAGGCAAGAUCAAACACAAAGGUUGGCGAAGCUAUUGUUUGCCUACAGAAACACACCACAAAAAUCUACGAGCAAACCUCCAUCUGAACUGUUCUUCGGCAAAAGACUUCGAUCUCCAUUGGACAAUUUGAAGCCUACGGUGAAAGACGUGAUAGCAGAAUCAGUUUUUAAACAAAAGGAGUAUCACGAUGGCAAAAGUAGACGUAGGGAAUUUUCUGAGGGGGAAGAAGUCUGGGUGCAGAGAGAAAUAGGUGCCGGCUGGAAUCCAGGAGUGAUUGCAUCAAGAACUGGUGAGCUAUCAUACCAAGUCAGGGUUGGUGGACUUCUGAAGCGAAAACACGCAGACCAGCUACGUAAGAGAAGCGGAGCUUUAUCUGAAGGGGGAGAAGUGUAA